GCUGUUGUCUUGCUGACAUGCGAUGCAGCACGGAAUCGGAUCCUUUUAUUCGUGGUUGAUAACAGUGGAGCUCUAGUUAAUGAAUAUGAUUUGUCGAAAGCGUACAGACUGUAUGAAUACAUCAGAAAUCCAGCUAGUGCUGUUGUUGACUCUCUGGGAAAUUUACUGGUUCUCGAUUAUGCAACAGGUCGCCUGUGGGCUCUAGUGAGCAGUGCGAGAGGAGCGCGUCGAUUGAAGGAAAUCGUCCUUCCAACACCUCUUGGGGCUCAGGAGGCCCUUGGAAUUGUUGCGCAUGUGGCAAGUGCGGUGCUUUCAUUAGGACGACUCAGUGGUUUGCUGCCUAAUCUGCAGAUUUUCUGUGCUGGUAUUGAUAUUUUCCCAUGGAAUUAA
This is a messenger RNA of Gongylonema pulchrum, 390 nucleotides long. NCBI's taxonomy places the organism in Eukaryota, Metazoa, Nematoda, Chromadorea, Rhabditida, Gongylonematidae. The record is from the annotation of a GenBank genome assembly.